Aspergillus affinis is the source of this 498-nucleotide messenger RNA. RefSeq lists its product as uncharacterized. The transcript has a single exon. The record is from RefSeq and is a predicted model, not a curated record. NCBI's taxonomy places the organism in Eukaryota, Fungi, Ascomycota, Eurotiomycetes, Eurotiales, Aspergillaceae. Bases 1 to 498 code for a protein of 165 amino acids.
AUGAUGACCACCCGCCUAUCUACCAUCACCAAUAACAUACAAGGCAAUGACCAUGCCUUUGGAGAGUCUAUGAAGGAGCAUCGACGGUCUCUUAUUCGAUCCACCAUUCUUCCUGAGCUCCUGUCCAAGAAGACUGUGCAGCUCUUGUUGAAAAACGCCAAGGCCCCUGAAGUUUCGGAAACGCUGCAGAAAGAGCUUGAAAGGCAGGCAGAGAAUGCAGUUCUGAUGUAUUCCUAUCCUUUUAGUGUCAGAUUCGAAGGAAUUGGGCAUAUGCCAUCCGAGUAUGUCGAUCUCCCUGAGAGCGUGCGGACCGAGUACAAGCAUUACUUCAAGGGAAGCGAUGACUCGCCAUUGCACGGGAAGAAAGUACUGGGAAUCAAGCAGCCCGCUAUUUAUCGACAAGGGGUGCUCGGCUAUCCGAACAAUGAGGUGCUCAUUUCACCAGGACGGAUCAUUAUCGAUUGGAAUUACCGGGAUGGUCGUCAUUUAGGACAGUAG